Molecule: messenger RNA, 342 nt
Organism: Leptopilina heterotoma
Lineage: Eukaryota; Metazoa; Arthropoda; Insecta; Hymenoptera; Figitidae
Product: trypsin inhibitor-like
Exons: 2
Coding region: 79-342 (87 amino acids)
Molecular function (GO): serine-type endopeptidase inhibitor activity
Source: RefSeq, a predicted model, not a curated record
GUGUCGCACGAAAAAAGAAUUUUAGUUUAAAACCAGAAAAAUCGUAACGCAAACAAUUUUUAAUUAACUUUCGUCAAAAUGAAUUAUAAAUCUCUUGGAUUCUUUUUUCUGUUGUGUUUUAUCAUCAUGAUGGAAUUUGGCCUAUCGAAUGGACAAACAGAUCGCGAGCGUGUUUGUAGACAACCAAUAGUGACUGGUUCUUGUCGAGGAUAUUUUCCACGAUUUGCUUAUGUUCCUUCAGAAAGAUCGUGUCAAAGGUUUAUUUACGGUGGAUGCAAUGGUAAUUUAAAUAAUUUCGAAUAUCUCAUUCAUUGCGAAAUGUUUUGUGAAGGAGUCAAUUAA